AUGGGUAUCUGCAAAUUUGUGUAUGUGAUUUUGUUUUUGAGUUUGUUUUGUCUGCCAAUAUCCAUUUGUUCAUUGAGUUCAGCUGAAUUAGCUGAGAUUUCAACCAAUUUCUUAAACUAUGCACAAAAACCAGAGCUUGUUAAAUGGAUGGUUGAUGUUAGAAGAAGAAUUCAUGAGAACCCAGAACUUGGUUUUGAAGAAUUUGAGACUAGUAAGUUGAUUAGAGAAGAGUUGGAUAAAAUGGGUAUUGCUUAUAAAUAUCCAAUUGAUGUUACUGGUGUUAUAGGUUAUGUUGGUAGUGGUGAACCACCUUUUGUUGCUUUAAAAGCUUAUAUGGAUGCUCUCCCUAUGCAGGAGAUGGUGGAGUGGGAUCACAAAAGUAAAAUCCCAGGGAAGAUGCAUGCUUGUGGGCAUGAUGCUCAUGUUGCAAUGAUUCUUGGUGCAGCUAAAAUCCUUCAAUAUCAUCGCCAUGAAUUGAAAAAUUGGAGAAAUUCUGUUUCGGAAAUGCCUGAAAGACUUGCACUGUCAGUUUGCAGAUAUGAUAAUUCUCAAACAUAA
Messenger RNA from Papaver somniferum (opium poppy), 558 nucleotides. RefSeq names its product IAA-amino acid hydrolase ILR1-like 5. Gene Ontology annotation, biological process: auxin metabolic process. Gene Ontology annotation, cellular component: endoplasmic reticulum. NCBI's taxonomy places the organism in Eukaryota, Viridiplantae, Streptophyta, Magnoliopsida, Ranunculales, Papaveraceae. Gene Ontology annotation, molecular function: IAA-Ala conjugate hydrolase activity. The transcript has 3 exons. Bases 1 to 558 code for a protein of 185 amino acids. The record is from RefSeq and is a predicted model, not a curated record.